Messenger RNA from Menidia menidia (Atlantic silverside), 3138 nucleotides. Lineage: Eukaryota; Metazoa; Chordata; Actinopteri; Atheriniformes; Atherinopsidae. The record is from the annotation of a GenBank genome assembly.
CUGAGUGUCACUAAAUGACACCAUCAUGGGAUGUUCAUGGCUGUUGGUUUUGGGUCUUGUCCUAAAAGUUUCUCAUUGCCUGGGAAUCCAGGGUUCGGGUGCAGAGCCCAUUUCUGUGAUCUCUCACAAUAUCACGGCGGUCCUGGGGGAGGACGUGCACCUGAGCUGCAGCUAUCUGGGGGACAGCGAGAUCACGGCUUCAGAGUGGAGACGCCAGAUUAACUCCAAAAACAAAUUCAGACGACUGGCAGGGUUUUCCAAUGGAAAAUUCUUUCACCAGCGCGACUUCUCAAUCCCAGAGUCUCCCACCAACCUCACCACUCGGAUGAGGGUGUCCAGCGUGGAGGCGGAGGGAGAAUAUUUUUGCCAGUUUGAAUCUGAGGAUGAGAUCUUUUUGGACACUGUGUUUGUCACUGUAGUAGCUCGGCCGGAGAUACAGGUCCAGAUAAACGCAGAGACUUUGAAUGGCACUCACUACCAAUAUGUCACGUGCUCUGCCGGGGGGGGCAGGCCGGCGCCUCACAUCAGCUGGCUGAUAGGCCGCCAUCCACCUUCGGACCCCCCGUUCACCGUGGACGUAAACGAAACUCUUCACUCCGACGGCACCUCUACCCUCACCAGCGUCCUCAGGUUUCCCACCCAGCAGCAGGACGAGGACACCGCGGCCUGUGUGGUCAAACACCCCACCCUCCCAAACCCCAAACUCUCGGCGGUGAGGGUGGAGACUUACGCGAGGCCAAACGUGACCAUUAAAGCAGAGGUGGUACAACAAGGAGGAAAUGAUUCCUGGGUGGUCUCUUGCAUUUCAUCCGGAGGGAGACCAGACACUGACAUCUCUUUGGCUUUAAACGUGAGUGAGGAGCUGCAGAGAGAAUAUGACAAAGACUCCGACGCGCAGACACUGUCGGUGCGUCUCCCCGUGGCAGAGUAUGAGGGUCACAUCAUCACCUGCAUGUUUAAUCACCCGAAAUUCACACACACCGAGUCAAGACUCAUAACACUGCCAACAUUUUACUUGAUGGGAGCCCAGCUUCACUCUGAGAUGGGAAGCGAGAAUGACGACUUUCGGGAAACUGAGUUUUUAGAGCUGCAGGAAGGAGAGAGGGAUGUAGUGAGACGCAUCGAGGUCGCAGGGAAUGUGCCCCGCUACAACACUAUCUGCAAAAAGGAUGAUGGAGCGCUGCCUGAGGAUGUGGCGCUUGUUGGUGAAAGCCUCACAUUUGGGGGUCCUGUGGAGCUUCAUCAUGCUGGCCUGUAUGUGUGUGAUAUCUCUUAUCAGCACCUGAGAACAUGGGUGCAGCUAAAUGUCACCGUCAGACCUCCCGCUCAACGGCUGGUUCCUCCCAGAAUCCGGCUUGAUUUGCGGCGUGAGGACGGACGGCGGGUGAUUGAGUGUGCAGCGGCCGACGCUGUUCCGGCAGCCAACGUGUCCUGGCUUCAGCCGGAGGGUGUUUCUGCAGACUUUUGGUUCAGUUCCACCACUCACAAUGGAAGCCACUCUGUCAGGGGAGUUUUACUCCUCCCUGCCUGCUCGCAAUGGGAGUUGACUGCAGUGUGUGUGAUAAAUCACCCGGCGUUUGAGGAAGCAGUGAACAGAAGCAUAACAUUCCCUAUUUGCGCUCCUCCCAAUAUCACCCUCAGUGCCAGUUCUGAGUGGAAAGAUGGUCAGAAGCACACAAAGGUGCUCUGCUCUGCUGUCAGUGUGUCCUCGGCUGCAGACAUAAGCUGGCAUGCUGGAAAUGAGAGCAUCGGUUCUCUCAUGGAAGCUGAAGUGCAGGCUGAGGGUUUGGUUUUGAGCUGGAACUCCGUGCACUUCCUGUCCUCUCUGUAUGCCGGUCAGAAUUUGACUUGUAUGGUGAAGCACCCAAGUCUGAAGACACCAGAAACGAGAACAAUUCACAUUCCAGCGCACAAAGCCCCCUGGCUGAGUGUGUCUGUGGCGAGACAGCAAGACUCCCCUAUCUGGCUGGCAGUGUGUGACUGCAGGGGGGAGGGUGUUGGAACAAACCUUGCCUGGGUCCUUCCUCAAAAUGCCAGGGGUGAAACCUCCCUGCACACUGAAUAUGAGGGACACAUAAUGAAUGCCAGGCUGAUUUAUAGGUUUCCUCUGGCUCUUCAUGAGGGACAGGAACUGACCUGUGUGUAUAAGUUUGAAAGUGGAAUAGCAGAGAAGAAGAGCAUUACCAUUCCCAGAUACUAUAUGUCCUCCUUGAGAGUCCUGAACCAGACAACUCCUCUGCACAGUCGUUUUGACGAUCAGCCUGUCAUACAUAGACUCUCUGUCCACGAGAACCAUCGCAGCCAGAAAAUACUCCUCAAAGUUGAGGGCAAUGUGCCAGACCACAGCAUCGACUGUCGCAGGAGUGAUGGCUUAAUUGUUCAAAUGGACGGGGACGCAAUGAUCCUCCAGCCGGAGGUUUCUGGGCAGAAUACAGGCCUGUACACCUGUUUGGCUUCUUUCUGUCACCACAAGGCAACCGUCAACAUUCAGGUGGAAGUCAUGAGUGAAGACGAGCAGCUCAUGCUGGUGACGAUGAUCUGCGUCUCUUCAUCUGUGGCCAUCCUGCUCGUCUUCAUCGUCACCCUCUGCGUAUGCUGCAAAAGAAACAGCAGACAACAGUAUAAGAAGCGGGAAUCCCUCUCGGCCCUGGCGGCUCUGAUGCAGGAGCCCGGCUCUCCUGAGGUCAAGAAACCACCGGCAGCGUCGGACGACAGCAAAGAGCUGGUCACCUACUCCAUAGUCAUCGACAUCAAGAGUACGGUCUGAAGAUAUGGGGGCUUUGCAGAGGUUCAUAUCUCACAACCAUCUUCUGCUGCGCACAAAUUAGCUCUGAAGGCUUUGUGGAACUGUAUUGCUGUGAAUUUUUCUUUUUACUGUAAGUUUCCCUGUAUUUUUUAGUGUGAAUGUAGCAUUUCAAAUGAUGAGCACUGAGCUUCUCGGUGGACGGGCAUUAACGGUUAAAAGCAUAAAGUUUGCACUCCUUUAAGUCUUACUUGAAUUUUGUAUCUUGUUUUCCACACGUUGAGUUUUCAAUUAUAAUUUUUUUUUGUGGUGGUAUUUCUCAAUAAAGCCAUUCAAAGGUCAUUUCCCAGCAUUUCUCCAUUUUGUCAGAUGCACAGGUACCACUGUGAGGUUCA